Messenger RNA from Acanthosepion pharaonis, 1416 nucleotides. Lineage: Eukaryota; Metazoa; Mollusca; Cephalopoda; Sepiida; Sepiidae. The record is from the annotation of a GenBank genome assembly.
AUGAUAUCUUUCUUUUUAAAUGUCCCCUUAUUUUGUCUUUGCAUGACUUAUUUUUUUCUGAUUACAAUUCAAAUUUAUAUUCUUUCUUUCGACCUUUCCUUCAGCCUUUCUUUCGACCUUUCCUUCAGCCUUUCUUUCGACCUUUCCUUCUGUCUUUCUUUCGACCUUUCCUUCAGCCUUUCUUUCGACCUUUCCUUCAGCCUUUCUUUCGACCUUUCCUUCUGUCUUUCUUUCGACCUUUCCUUCUGUCUUUCUUUCGACCUUUCCUUCUGUCUUUCUUUCGACCUUUCCUUCUGUCUUUCUUUCGACCUUUCCUUCUGUCUUUCUUUUCCUUCUUUCCUUCUGUCUUUCUUUCUUCCUGCCUUUUCUUCUGUCUUUCCUUCUGUCUUUUCCUUCUUCUUUCUUUCGACCUUUCCCUUCAACCUUUCUUUUCUUUCUCUUUUCUUCAACCUUUCUUUUCUACCUUUCCUUCUGUCUUUCUUUCUUUCGACCUUUUUCUUCAAAAAAUUUCUUUCUUUCGACCUUUCCUUCUGUCUUUCUUUCGACCUUUCCUUCAUUCUUUCUUUCUACCUUUUUCCUUCUCCUUUCCUUCUGUCUUUCCUUCUGUCUUUCUGUCUAUUUCUUUUUCCUUCAGCCUUUCCUUCUGACCUUUCCUUCUGUCUUUCUUUCUAUCUUUCCUUCAGCCUUUCUUUCAGACCUUUCCUUCUGUCUUUGUCUUUGUCUAUCCUUUUCUUUCAGCCUUUCCUUCUCCUUUCCUUUGUCUUUCCUUCUGUCUUUCCUUCUGUCUUUUCCUUUCUAUCAAAUUUCCUUCUGCCUUUCUUUCUUUUGAACAAUUCCUUCUGUCUUUCUUUUAUCAGCCUUUCCUUUCUGCCUUUCUUUCGACCUUUCCUUCUGUCUUUCAUUCUUUCUGACUUUUCCUUCUGUCUUUCUUUCUUUCCCCUUUCUUUCGACCUUUCCUUCUGUCUUUCUUUCGACCUUUCCUUCAGCCUUUCUUUCGACCUUUCCUUCUGUCUUUCUUUUUCGACCUUUUUUAUCAGUUUUUUUUCUGACCUUUCCUUCUGUCUUUUCUUUUCUUUUCUAUCACCUUUCCUUCAGCCUUUCCUUCUGUCGACCUUUCCUUCUGUCUUUCUUUCGACCUUUCCUUCUGUCUUUCUUUUCGACCUUUCCUUCAGCCUUUCUUUUUCCUUCUGUCCUUCUGUCUUUCUUUUCGACCUUUCCUUCAGCCUUUUUUUGUCUUUCCUUUCCUUUCCUGUCUUUCUUUUCGACCUUUCCUUCUGUCUUUCCUUCUGUCUUUUUUCCUCUCUGUUUUAUUCCUUCUUUUUCUCUCUUUUUCUCCUCAUAAUCUCCCUCUUUCCAUCUACUUUUCUUUCUCUUUUUCUAUAUCUCUCUUCUCUUCAUUUUCUCCCCUUCCCCUAA